GAUAUGUCUGAGGAACGGGGGAAUACCUGCCUCUCAUGGAAAAUCCAGCGUCGUCUUUACCCAAACGGUUAAACUGUGCUGUCCAAAUCGCUUGGACAGUCCGACAUCGCUCUUUCAUUACUCAAGUGCCUGACUAAGUGGGUAGUGGGUAAUGAGUGGUGGAUGAUUGUUGAUAUUGUGUCAAAUCUUUUUCAACUGCAUUUGAACAAGUUAUUGGAUUAAAAUCAUGGUCAAAUGGAGCGUUUUGACGAGUUUGUUACUCGUUGGAUUGAAUUUAUCUGCAGAGGCGUCAAUAAUCGUUAACGCGCCUGAGGAUGAAGAGCACCUGGAUUUGCCUCCCUCCCCCUUUGACUCAUCCCACGAGGAAGAGAAUUUGGUCGACCUAUCCAAGCACCCCUGCCGUCGAGCCUGCAAGGACAAUUCCACCCCGAUGGAGUGUCACUACUCCUUUGAAGUGGAAUCUUACAGGACCAUGAGCAAAGCUUGUUACAAUUGUCCUCUGAAUGUCACUCAGUGCUUUCUUCCUCAUUGCAUUCCAGCCGAUGGCUUCAAACGAUCGUUGCAGAUUGUGAAUCGUCAGUUACCGGGUCCUACCAUCGAGGUUUGCCAAGGAGAUAGACUCAUCGUUGAUGUAACAAACCUUCUGUUGGCGGAGAGCACAUCAUUGCAUUGGCAUGGCCAGCAUCAUCGCACCUCGCCCUACAUGGAUGGUGUUCCUUACGUCACUCAGUGCCCAAUACCUCCAGGUUCAACAUUUCGGUAUCAUUACACUGCAGCUACUUCGGGAACACAUUUUUGGCAUUCUCACUCGGGAUUUCAAAGAGGUGACGGAGUGUUCGGUCCUCUAAUUGUCCGUCCUCAAGAGGGCAGAGAUCACCAUAAAGACCGGUAUGACGUCGAUGAGCAUAUAAUUACGAUUCUCGACUGGGACCAUGUGAGUGGUAACGACAAAUUUCUCGCUCAUCAUCACUCAACUGGGGACAACAAACCCCCGAAUCUUCUUGUCAAUGGGUUGGGACCGUACGACUCGAAUCAUAUUGACGCGAACAUUCCCAAGAAUAUGCCUUAUGCUGAGUUCCUCGUGGAUAAGGGCUCAAGACAUCGUUUUCGUCUUAUAAAUGCUGGAUUCCUCAACUGUCCAAUUGAAAUAUCUAUUGAUAAUCAUACAAUGGAUAUAGUUAGCACCGAUGGAAAUGACAUAGAACCCGUGAAAGCGAGUUCACUCGUCACUUACGCAGGUGAAAGGUUCGACUUGAUAGUGAAAAUGAAUCAACGGAUCGAUAAUUACUGGAUACGUUUUCGCGGUCUGAUGGACUGCGACGAGAGAUUUUUGAAUGUUAAACAGAAGGCGAUUCUAAAGUACAAAGGAGCACCCGACACGCUGCCCGGGGAGAAUAAAUACUGGAUGAAUUUCAGACACGAUAGUGAUAAUAACACUCAACCUGCAAUGAUAGUAAAUGCCUUGAAUAAGGGAACGGAAUCAAACGAUACGAUAAGCAUUCCCCUGUUAAAAACAUUAGAAUUAGACAAUGAGGAGAAUCUCCUAAAACCAGAUUAUCAAUUCUACUUGGCGUAUGAUUUUUAUGGCAAGAAUAAUCCUCAUUUCAAUCGUAAGAAUAUGUACGGAUUUCAUCAAGUUAAAGACCACGCAGUGCGGCUAUUCACCCCACAACUGAACCACAUAUCGAUGAAAUUACCCAAUUUUCCACUGCUACCCCAACGCGACUCAAUAAACCCUGACCAAUUCUGCAAUUCCUCAACAGUGGGUGACUGCAAGCACAAGUACUGUGCGUGCACUCACGUCCUCCAAGUAAAUCUUGGGAGUGUCGUUGAGCUGGUGUUGGUAGACGAAGGUGUUACAUACGAUGCAAAUCACCCGUUUCAUUUGCAUGGCAGUGCAUUCCGAGUUAUAGCGAUGGCACGAAUUGGAAAAAGCGUGACUGUCGAUCAGAUCAAGGAGUUGGAUGCAGCUGGUCGCAUUGAGAGACGACUGGAUAGCGCCCCAUUGAAGGACACGGUUACUGUGCCUGAUGGGGGUUAUACAAUCGUUCGUUUCUAUGCUGAUAAUCCAGGAUAUUGGCUAUUCCACUGUCACAUCGAGUUCCACGUGGAAAUCGGUAUGGCUGUGAUAUUCAAAGUCGGUGAGCACAAAGAGAUGAAGCCAGUGCCUGUGGACUUUCCACAGUGUGGCAAUUGGAAACCAACGGGUUCUCCUGAGAUUGUUGCCAAACCAACGACAUCUCCCCCCAGUAGUGAUGUAUGCAACGAAGUACUGGCACCCGCCAAACUAAACAUAAAUUUAAAGGACCUAGGAUAUUUAUCGUCCUCAUCGAAUCCCCCCCCAUUUGCGCUUCUUCGGGAAAUCGUUGUGGUUAUUGCUAUCGUAGUUAUGACAGUAUUUUAGGAUUACGUAGUCCCAAUAAUUCAGAGUGAUAUUUUUAUAUUUUCUUACAUUAUUAUUGUAGUAGUAUGUUAAUUGUAAAUUACAAAUACAAGUAUAAAAUGUCGCAUUUAA
Messenger RNA from Diachasma alloeum, 2515 nucleotides. Its product is annotated as laccase-1. The transcript is spliced from 9 exons. Gene Ontology annotation, molecular function: copper ion binding; oxidoreductase activity. NCBI's taxonomy places the organism in Eukaryota, Metazoa, Arthropoda, Insecta, Hymenoptera, Braconidae. Gene Ontology annotation, biological process: iron ion transport. Gene Ontology annotation, cellular component: plasma membrane. The record is from RefSeq and is a predicted model, not a curated record. The coding region runs from base 227 to 2404 and encodes 725 amino acids.